UCUAUAUAAAAGCCCGAGUCGUCGGUAGUCAUGGAAGACAGACCAAAAUUCCACGUACUCGAGGACUGAGGAGUCGUAUACGCGGUUAGCUGCAACCGAGAGGAAACAAUCACGCAGAACCACAUCGUUCAGUGUCACGCGAAUGUGUAAUUAAAGCCAAAUAAAAAUGCUGCGGCAAGAAUGGCUCUUGAUCUUGUUAAUCGUGGGGACAGCCACGUCUAUGGCGCCCGUGGCCCGUCAAUCGAUGGACGAGUCGUUGAAAGGUGCUCUAGACGCCGUCACCAGGAAGCAACGAUCGCUGGACCCGAAUUCGCAAGAGUAUUACAAUGAUCUUCGGUCGUACAAGUACCACGGCGGCGAGGGAGAUAGAAAAUUCGACAGGGAUCGACAGGGCGACAGAGAGAUCGACGCGGAGGACGAAGAGAUCGAGUUCUUGCCAAAUGAAGCUGGACAGCUCGAAACGGUGGGGAACGGUUUCCAGGAUUUGAAUAACAAGCUACUAGAAAGAGCGUUGACAGAUUACUUGGAAAGUGUUCCGGAACAGGAAGAGCCAGUUUCGUCGUUUCGAGAACGCGAGAGGAGCUCCAGCCGCAAGAGGGGUAGCAGUUCGGAGCGUCAAAACAUCGAUCAGAAAGAGUUAGCGAAACUGUUUGUGGAAAAAUUGCAGGACCGAUCUCCCUAUGGUCUCGGGGACAUGGACGACGAAAUGUACACGGACGCGCGUCAGAUGCUUUACGAUCGUUACAGGGCCGAUAGGGACAACAACAACAAGCUCUACGAAAGCGUGGGUCCGAUGUCCUGGGGUGAAUUACUGAACAAGGAAUCUCUGGUUCGCGGCCAAGGCAGAGAACCCGAUGAGAACGAAUACGCCGAUCGAGAACAAGACCCGAAUCUGCUGUACCUCUCUCUAGCUGGACGGAGAAACGUGAACGGGAGGUAUCCGAUAGGACACGAUCUCAGAACCUAUCAGAACAUGGCUAAACAUUAUCCCGUUGCUAAGAGGAGCGCAAAGUCGAUGCCCCCUAACAAACAAGUCACGGACCCCAAGGUCGCGCAAGAUCUGGGCGCGUUGUUCGGCACGCAAUCCACCGACGGUCGCAAUCAUACUCAUGGUCACGACCACGACCAUGAUCACGAGCACGACCAUGACCACAGUCGCGAUAUCGAUCACAAGCACGAGCACGAGCACGAGCACGAGAGUACCUCAGAGGCGCCCAAGGUGACCCCGCCGGCCAAAGGACAGGAAGAGAACGCAACGAAGCUUGGCAAAUCGAAAUCCAUCGAGGUGAGAAAGAAGAGCGUCGAUUUGUCUCAAUAUGUCGGCAUCGACCGAAGGAAAAAGAAGAGCGUCGAUUGGUCCCAAUAUCUUGGCAUCGACCGAAGGAGAAAGAAGAGCGACGAUUGGUCCCAAUAUGUCGGCAUCGACCGAAGGAGAGAGAGGACGUCCUUCAUGGCUAAUCCAGGAAGUCAGAAUCAGGACGCCGAAUGGAUGUUGCAACGAUAUUACGAGAACAUGGGUGAGGAUCUGAGGGGGGACGAUAGGGAGUACGACAAAGAGAAUGCAGAGAGGAAGGAGAAGUUGAAGCAAGUGGUUGCCAGACUGAAGAACAUCAAGGACCUAAUCGUCGAGGAAGAUCUGAAGAACCCAGACUCGGAAGUUAAUGGCAAUUUGCAAAAGGCGAAAGACAAAGUGCUGGCGCGCAUGGCCGCCCAGUACUCCCUCGAGAAAAUGAGGAAAGCAUUAAACGACAUGAGAGGAAGCUUUGCGGCCAGCGCUCAGAGCAAUCAAACUUCGAGCUUCCGGGAAAAUAGCCCGGUUAAACACAGCGAUAAACACGACGUCAAUGGAAUAAUCGAAAACGAAGGCAUCGACGAGAACAGAGCUUGUCCAGAAGUGGAAGCGAUCGAGAAACGAUGUAUAAUCGCGGACGGCCUGGCUGAAGACGAAUCGCAGAUACUCUACCUCCCCUGUAUCAUGCUCCAGGUCUGCAAAGCCUGUCUACAGGAUGACCUUGGAUGCCUGUACAAUUACGGAUUGGAAACGAGCAAGAUCUGCGACGCGCGAGAGAUGCAAGAGGGUAAAAGAGUGAAAGAGGCUUGCGUGGUCGCGGCCCUGGUUCUGUCUCAGUUACAGCCUCCAGCUGCAGUCGCGUUGCAAUGUCGCUUUAACAGCGAGUCCUGUCUGAGGCGUUACCAUUACCGUUACCACCGUCGUUAUCUUCGCUGUCGCAAUAGCGAGCGACGAUUAAAUGGUGGUCAAAGCAUGGUCAGUUUUCAACGAUUAGACCGAUAUAAGAAAAAGGGUCGAAGGGCAGAGUGGCGAAGCAAGACCAGUUCGCGUCGCAUCGGGCAUCCCCUCUUGGGAAUCACACGAAUCUCCGACUAAUGUCAACCUCGAAUCGGGCUUCUUAAUUCGCAUAGUCAACUUUCGAUGUUUCGUUCGCUUUCCACGUUACCAGAGCAGAGCAAAUUUUUCCUUCAUCUUCGACAGCGCGAUGUAAAAUUAUUCGCUCGAGAUUGAUCAAUCAGAAGUAACGAAAGGAUCGUGGAACGUUCGAAGACGCUGAAUGUUAUAAAAUAAGAGACGAAAGAAUUGUCUCAUUUGCGAGGUACCCGGCUCGUCUGGACGAUUCGAGUGUCGUUUUUAUUGCUUUUCUUUCGUUUGUUUACUUUCUUUUGCGAAGAAACGUAACGACGAGGGACAAUAACGAUCGACUGAAAUUUUUAUUAUCAUUCAUACGAGGAAAUGUCGUAUUUCGUUUCCGCGAAGAACGCUAAAUCGAUACUGUAAUAGUAGUCGUUAACCAAAUUGCAAUAACUGUUUUAUCUAUCGACGAUAUAAAGAAGUGUUCCGAAGUAGAUAGCAGAACCCGCGAAGAGAUGAUAUUUCUCGAAAGAAUGAAUAAAAAAUGCGGAAUAAAGUUUGUCCAUACCUUUAUUUUCAAGAAAAUUCAUUUUGGAAAUGCGCGAAAUUACCUCGUAAGUUUCCUUCGGGUUUGAUAGUAAAACAUACAAACUUACUCACGCUUCUUCUAUACAAACGUUUACAAACAUGGUUAACAAAAUCUUUCUCGUUGUACCAUCUAUUUUGGGACACCUUAUAUAAACGAUAAUAUCAAAGUAAGGAUAAUUAAAGUUCGGAUGAGCACCCUCGCAAAUAAAUUAAAUCACAUUAUAUAUAUAUAUAUAAAUGUAUCGAUAGUUAACGAAUAUGGACGCGAUAACAUAAAUGAUUAAAGGUGAUUUCCAGCAACAUCCUCGUGCUUGCAGAACAAAGAAUUACAUUUUUACGAUAUAUUCGUUUCAAUUAUCGUUACAUAAACAUACUUACGAACGGUGCUGUAUUAUUUAACGCGAUAAGGACAUUUAUUUUCGUUUUUGUAUCGCGGACGGACGUGUAUUAAAUUGCAAAAGAGAUGUGACGAUACUAACUGUAUUAUAUAUUUCCAUUUGGUCGGAUAAGAAAGUGUAUAUCUAUUAUUGUCUAUCCUUAUGUUACGAAACUGUGGAUACAAUCUAUGUGUCAGACCUAUAUUCGAAUAUAAUAUAAAUAUAUUUCAACAUAAGUGUAUUUUGCUUCAUUUAUCGAUGAUUACGCGCCAAGUUACAAUUUCCACUAAAAUAAAAAUGUACAAUAAAUACGAAAAGGAUCAUCCGAUUAAAUUGAAUCGUUCGAAAUUCGGCGCCGUGAUCGUUGCAUCGAUUUAUUUUGGUUUAUCGUUCGAAUCGGUAUUUGUAUCCACCAGUUGGUUCAAGUCUUGGAAAAUUUCGAGGACUUCCGGAGUAUAUAAUUUCAGGAAUUCCAAUUGUAAUCUAGCGCAUUCGACUUACAAAUAAAUGCAGCGUUAAAUACUCGUA
Molecule: messenger RNA, 3858 nt
Organism: Hylaeus anthracinus
Lineage: Eukaryota; Metazoa; Arthropoda; Insecta; Hymenoptera; Colletidae
Source: RefSeq, a predicted model, not a curated record